ACAUUAAUGGCGGGUGCGCUUGCGUGAUGCCGGCUGCAUGUUAUUAUUGCUUUUAGUUUGGCGUCUUUUCGUUUAAAUUGUAGCGUCGAUUGUGUUCGCCGUUCUAAACUCAUCUUCACUUAAAUUAAAUAAUUGACUAUGGUGGCUCAAAAGCGAGGUCGCGGCGCGAAGGCCCAGGCGGCGAAGAAACAGGCUGCGCAGGCGGUGGAGGAGGUGCCGGAGGAGGUGGCGGAGGCCGUAGAGCCCGAGGAGAACAACGGGGACUCGGAGCAGGUCGAACAGGGCGAUGAAGGAGGCGCCGGUGACGCUCCCAGCGAAGAGGCCUCGCAGGCGGAGGGCGAGGCCGCUGAGGCCGGCGGCGAGGCACCUGCCGAGGAGCCCAAAGAGGAAAAGGUGGAGUCCGGCAAACUGCUGGUAGAGAACCUGCCUGCAAGCUACUUAUUUGACUACCAGGACAAGCUGAAGGAGCUGUUCUCCAAGCACGGGGAGAUCAAUGCCAUCAAACGUGGUCCAAUCAUUGUUACCGAACAGACCAUAACGCCGACACUCUCGGCUAUAGUCGAAUUCAAAAACAAAGACAGCCUGGAUAAGGCCCUCUCCGAGCAAGGGCGCGUCAUCGACGGAUCCCGUAUCUCGGUGGCGGUCGAGUCGCGCGCCGAGACCGCCGUGCUCGUCGGCGUGCCGUACGAGGCGGGCACGGAGUACGUGCGCCGACUCUUCAACCAGUGCGGCGAGGUCGCGCAUAUACACGAGUUCAGCAAGACCAAGUACAAGAUCCUCCGGGUGACGUUCCACAACAAGGAGUCCGUGGAGAAGGCCCUGAAGCUGGACCGCGAGCUGCGCGUCAACGGGUUCCUGGUGACCGUCUCCAAGUACCGCGACGAGGACGAGCAGAAGGCGCACUCCGCCAACGCCAACAAGAACAAGCGGCAGCACCCGCAGCAGCAGCAGAACCGCAACGCGAACGCCAACUCCAACGUGAGCCCCAACGCCAACCCGAACGCCAACCGCCAGAACAACUACCGGCCGCGCGGCGGCGCCUUCAACGCGCGCGGCAACUUCAGAGGCGGUCGCGGCCGCGGCGGCUUCCCCACGCGCGGGUUCCCGGCUCGCGGCGGCUUCGGCGCGCCCGUCAACAGCUACGCCAUGCCCGGAUUCAUGGGCGGUUUCAUGAACGACGGUCAGCGGCCAAACAAGCGGCCCCGGCUGUAAGCGGCCCCCGAUCCGUGUGUGUGUGCGUCCUACAGACUACAGUGACAUGUUACUUGCAGUAUCAUAUAAUAAAUCUAGCGAAUUGUAUUUACAUAAGUGCAUGGAAUAUAGGAGUAAGUUAUUGUCUUUUUGCAGGUAAUAAAUACUAUUACUAACAA
Cydia splendana is the source of this 1370-nucleotide messenger RNA. RefSeq names its product heterogeneous nuclear ribonucleoprotein A1-like. The transcript has 10 exons. Gene Ontology annotation, cellular component: nucleoplasm; chromatin. The coding region runs from base 139 to 1212 and encodes 357 amino acids. Gene Ontology annotation, biological process: regulation of gene expression. NCBI's taxonomy places the organism in Eukaryota, Metazoa, Arthropoda, Insecta, Lepidoptera, Tortricidae. The record is from RefSeq and is a predicted model, not a curated record. Gene Ontology annotation, molecular function: RNA binding.